Scomber japonicus (chub mackerel) is the source of this 2758-nucleotide messenger RNA. RefSeq names its product cyclin Q (gene ccnq). The record is from RefSeq and is a predicted model, not a curated record. Gene Ontology annotation, cellular component: nucleus. Gene Ontology annotation, molecular function: cyclin-dependent protein serine/threonine kinase regulator activity. The transcript has 6 exons. Gene Ontology annotation, biological process: regulation of transcription by RNA polymerase II. The coding region runs from base 110 to 883 and encodes 257 amino acids. NCBI's taxonomy places the organism in Eukaryota, Metazoa, Chordata, Actinopteri, Scombriformes, Scombridae.
CAGACACAGAAGCGGGUUAACAUGUCUUCGUAAUUUAAGCAUUCUGUUUGUGUUUCUAAUUAAGAACAUACAUCAAUUCUGCAGCUCAGGGCGAGACGCUCCAUGAGCCAUGGAGGGUCCGUCCUCUCGUUUCUCUCACAACCAGGAUGGACCUCCGUGUCCGCCGGGCAGGAGAGCCUCAUGUGACGGUGCAGAGUCUGACCAUGCCCGGGACACCAAAACACACUUUCGCGUGUGUCGCUUCAUUAUGGAGACAGGAGUGAAGCUGGAAAUGCGCUCGGUUCCCGUGGCUACAGCGUGUGUGUUGUACCAUCAUUUCUUUGAGCGUGUCAGCAUCCGUGCGUAUGAACCCUACCUGGUGGCCAUGAGCUGUCUGUACCUGGCCGGCAAAGUGGAGGAGCAGCACCUCAGGACGCGUGACAUAAUCAACGUGAGCCACAGGUAUUUCAACAGCGGCAGCGCCCCUCUAGAAUGUGACAAGGAGUUCUGGGACGUGAGGGACAGCGUGGUGCAGUGUGAGCUCCUCAUCCUCCGACAACUCAACUUCCAAGUUUCCUUUGAACACCCGCACAAGUAUUUACUCCACUAUCUGCCUUCCGUGAAAUCGCUCGUGAACCGCCAUGCGUGGUCUAGAGCUCCCGUUGCUGAGACUUCCUGGGCGUUGCUUAGAGACUGUUACCACGGAGCCAUGUGCAUCCGCCACACACCCCAACACAUCGCCAUAGCGACACUGUACCUCGCACUAAACAGCUACGGAGUGGAGUUACCUGUCGGGGAGAAAGAGUGGUGGCAGGUGCUGUGCGAAGACGUGACGAAAGCAGACAUCGACGCUGUGAUCUCGGACCUUCUCCAACUGUACGACAUGGAGGCCAAGUGUAUCUGAAGGACACACCUACAAGACCUUCACACAGGAGACACACAAGUUUUGUCUACUGUGUAUGUAUGUUUUUCACGUGUGUGUCUGCGUGACAUGAAUGUGUGUGUGCAUAUAGCAGUCUGGGUCCAGGUGCAUUUGUGUCCGUGUGUCCCUGUUUCUGCACGAGAGAGAGAGACAAACACUUUGUAUCGCCCCAGUUAGUCCGUGAGCUGUGACAAAAGCACACCUGCAUUACCAACUCUGGCCACCGUGAGGAGACAUUUGUCACUCUCUGGUCUCUGAUCUCUCUGCAGAAAACUGAUGUGCUCUGGAGUAUUACGUGAGAACCAGCUUUCUCUACAACACAUCCAAUCCCUCAACACCAGUAAUCUGUAUACAUUCCACACACAACAUGUUUUAAUUACAUUUUAAUUUCACACACUUGUUAUGAAUAAUUCUAUCAAAGAUUCCAGCAAAUUUGGGGAAAAAACUUGGAAUAUUGACCACAACUCAAUAUUUAUUUUUCUAUCCUAACACAUUUAAGCGUAGGAUAAUAUCACCAUAUAAUAAAUAUAUAGUGAAGACUAAGUCUGGAUUGUGUGAUUAUAAUACAGAGCACGUUGGUGCAUAAAUCUACAUAAUAAAGAGGAAAAGUGGAUUUCCUUCCUAAUAAAUCUCCUUAAAUCUUUAAGAUGCAUAGCUCAUCUUGACAUUACCUAUUAUUACAUAAAUUGUUCCAAAGUACAUCCAAAUGUGAAUGCCUUCAUUGGCCUAAAAAUCCCUUCAUCAUAAGUGAUAAUGUAUCACAGUGAUUACAGUGAGAUAUUUGGCAGCUCGAGUGCCUCUUGGUUUAUUAAGUCGCUCUUGUUUUUUUUUGUGUCGCUGCUGUUCCCAGAGAUCCUUUCAUGAAUUAGUUGGUGAAGGGAGCAAGCUGAUGAAGAAAUGUGUUAUCUGUUUUAAAUUACUUUUAUUUAGACUGUGUAUCAGUCAACUCCGAAGAUAAUGGUGUAUUUUUUUUUUUCUUAUGGUGAACAAAUCUCAUGAAAAGACCAAAACCAACAAUGAUCUACAACCAAGUACAGUGUGUUCAACAAUCCUCUGUGCCAUAGGGCUUCAUUGUUGUCCACAAACUACUGAAAACACAAUGAGUCACACUGUUGUACCGGAUGCCAUCUUCCUUUAUUAUGACAAACAUGAGUUCUGCAUUUUAUCCAGUCACUUUUAACUCAACCUCCAUCCUGCUGCCAUAAAUACUCAGCAGCACACUAAAUCCUCCACUGAAAAUAGUCCUCAAUAAAUACAUAGUUUACUCAGCUUGAGUAAUACGUGUUAAAAAUACAUUACCAAGCUGUUUCAGGAAAUUAGUUAGCCUUUUUAAAAAAAUUAAACUACAUCCUAAACUAUAUAACAAUGUCCCGUUUUAAAAGAUUUACAUAGAACUAGAGCUAAUGGACUAAUGGAAAGUGUUGAGAAGGACUAACACGUCGCUGCUUUUGUUUUUUUCAUGAGAUUUGUUGAGGACGAGACAAAUAAAGAAUAUACACAAAUUAAUCUUUUCAGACUACGGUUCACUUGCAGAUAAACUCCCAAUUAGCCCAUCUGUGAAUGCACCAGUGUAAAGCUGCAUGGAAAGCCCAGAUAGCCUAGAGGUCACCUGACUCUAUAAUACAGUUAGCCUGUGGAGUGGAGUGUGAAUGUGUGUGUGUUAGGGUUACUUUAGGACUACCUGUUCUCAUGUUUUUUAAUAGGUGAGAAUGUUUUGGAAAGAGUGAAAAGAGACAAAGAUAUGCAACUCUGUCAGCUGUAUGAGUGUUGAACGCUCAGCCAUCACUGCUGUUUAUCGUCAAAAAAAAAAAAAAGUCUGACUUUAACUGUGAACACGAUGUGAAUACUGUUAAAGGC